AUGGAUCUGGGAACGUCGAGAAAUGGUUCCACUGUGACUGAGUUUAUCCUGCUAGGCCUAACAGAGUCUCCAGUUCUACAGCCCGUUCUUUUUGUGAUCUUCUUUCUUGCUUAUGUAGCUACGGUUGGUGGUAAUUUCAGUAUCCUGGCUGCCAUUUUUAUUGAACCCAAACUCCACACCCCUAUGUACUUCUUCCUGGGAAACCUGUCCUUGCUGGACGUUGGCUGUAUCACCGUCACUGUCCCUGCGAUGCUGAGGCAUCUCAUUUCCAAUGACAGGAGCAUUCCCUACAGAUCCUGCCUCUCACAGCUCUUCUUCUUCCAUCUCCUGGCUGGGGUGGACUGCUUCCUUCUGACUGUCAUGGCAUAUGACCGCUAUCUGGCCAUCUGCCAGCCCCUCACCUACAACACCCGUAUGGGCUGGGGAAUCCAACGAGUCAUGGUGGGCAUGUCAUGUGUCUUUUCCUUCUCCAAUGCACUGACCCAAACUGUUGCUUUGUCUACUCUUAAAUUCUGUGGCCCUAAUGUGAUCAAUCACUUCUACUGUGACCUCCCACAGCUCUUCCAGCUCUCUUGCUCCAGCAUCCAACUGAAUGAGAAGUUGCUCUUUGUAGCAGCAGCUUUCAUGGGCGUGGCCCCCUUGGUCCUCAUCACUGUGUCCUAUGCCCAUGUGGUGGCUGCUGUCCUAAGAAUCCGCUCUUCAGAGGGCAGGAAGAAAGCCUUCUCUACCUGUAGCUCCCACCUCACUGUAGUGGGCAUCUUCUACGGGACUGGUGUCUUCAGCUACAUGAGGCUCGGGUCAGUGGAGGCUUCAGACAAGGACAAAGGGAUUGGCAUCCUCAACACUAUCAUCAGUCCCAUGCUGAACCCACUCAUCUACAGCCUUAGGAACCCCGAUGUGCAGGGUGCCUUACGACGGGUACUCAUGGGGAAAUGGCCCUCCAAGUGA
This is a messenger RNA of Elephantulus edwardii (Cape elephant shrew), 948 nucleotides long. RefSeq names its product putative olfactory receptor 3A4-like. Gene Ontology annotation, biological process: G protein-coupled receptor signaling pathway. The record is from RefSeq and is a predicted model, not a curated record. Gene Ontology annotation, cellular component: membrane. Lineage: Eukaryota; Metazoa; Chordata; Mammalia; Macroscelidea; Macroscelididae. Gene Ontology annotation, molecular function: olfactory receptor activity; G protein-coupled receptor activity. The transcript has a single exon. The coding region runs from base 1 to 948 and encodes 315 amino acids.